Messenger RNA from Acipenser ruthenus (sterlet), 1479 nucleotides. Its product is annotated as WD repeat domain phosphoinositide-interacting protein 3-like. The transcript is spliced from 10 exons. Gene Ontology annotation, biological process: autophagy of mitochondrion; nucleophagy; protein lipidation. Bases 198 to 1232 code for a protein of 344 amino acids. Gene Ontology annotation, molecular function: phosphatidylinositol-3-phosphate binding; protein binding; phosphatidylinositol-3,5-bisphosphate binding. The record is from RefSeq and is a predicted model, not a curated record. NCBI's taxonomy places the organism in Eukaryota, Metazoa, Chordata, Actinopteri, Acipenseriformes, Acipenseridae. Gene Ontology annotation, cellular component: extrinsic component of membrane; cytosol; phagophore assembly site membrane.
UGUUUGAUUGCUCUGUCGAUGCUGUUGAAGGUAGAUUCCCCUCCUUGCUCCAUCGCUCGACGUGCGGCAGCGCAGUCUGGUCAGGGAGGAAGAGGUGGAUGAUUGGGGCUGUAUGUGUUUUCAUCUGCGCUGACAGAACACAGUGGAGGGAUGCUGAAAAGAAACCCCCCAAUAAUUGAUAUAAACAAAGCUUCACCAUGAAUCUUUUACCUUCCAACCCUCAUGGUAAUGGUCUGUUGUUUGCAGGCUUUAACCAGGACAAUGGGUGUUUUGCGUGUGGAAUGGAAAACGGCUUCCGCGUUUACAACUCCGAUCCACUGAAAGAAAAAGAAAAACAAGAGUUCCUGGAGGGCGGUGUUGGUCAUGUUGAAAUGUUGUUCCGAUGUAACUAUUUAGCACUAGUUGGAGGUGGAAAAAAGCCAAAGUACCCCCCUAAUAAAGUGAUGAUAUGGGACGAUUUGAAAAAAAAGACAGUCAUUGAAAUAGAAUUUUCCACAGAAGUCAAAGCGGUGAAGCUACGUCGAGAUCGGAUUGUGGUGGUUCUAGACUCCAUGAUAAAAGUUUUCACCUUUACCCACAACCCCCAUCAGCUGCAUGUAUUUGAGACCUGCUACAACCCCAAAGGUCUUUGUGUAUUAUGUCCGAACAGCAACAACUCCCUGCUGGCAUUCCCUGGCUCUCACACAGGACGUGUGCAGAUAGUGGACUUGGCCAACACAGAGAAGCCUCCUGUGGAUAUCCCUGCACACGAAGGAGCCUUGAGCUGCAUAGCCCUCAACUUGCAAGGGACACGGAUCGCCACUGCUUCAGAGAAAGGGACACUAAUAAGGAUAUUUGACACUACAUCGGGGCACCUAAUUCAGGAGCUGAGGAGAGGAUCACAGGCAGCAAGUAUUUACUGCAUAAAUUUUAAUCAGGAUGCGUCUCUAAUUUGUGUAUCGAGCGAUCAUGGCACAGUACAUAUCUUUGCAGCAGAGGACCCAAAAAGAAACAAACAGUCAAGUUUGGCAUCUGCAAGCUUCCUUCCAAAAUAUUUCAGCUCCAAAUGGAGCUUCUCCAAGUUUCAGGUUCCCUCAGGCUCUCCCUGCGUCUGUGCCUUUGGCACAGAACAGAAUGCAGUAAUAGCUAUCUGUGCAGAUGGCAGCUACUACAAAUUCUUAUUCAACCAAAAAGGAGAAUGCUCAAGGGAUGUGUAUGCCCAGUUUUUGGAAAUGACAGAUGAAAAGAUUUGACUGAAACAGAAAUGCUGAGGGCUCUGCUGUUACCUGCUACCUUCAAGAGGAUUUAUGAUAAAUUCUUUUAUUGAUUUCAAUUGUACACUCACAGGACUAGAAUGGGCCUUGAUGGAAGUAUGGCUAAGCACUACAGGAACACCAUACAGAGGACUGAAUGAACCCUGUGUCAUGUGAUUUUGAAAAACUUUUUUAUUUGUUGUUUUUGCAGAGAAAUAUUAAAAACAUAUUACUUCUUUGACUGUCA